AUGAUCCUGGAGAGAAUUAUCUGGAUCUGCAUCACCUUCUGUACUGCAUCUGUUAGACUCCUCGUAGGGAGUAGCUGGAAGCAGGCAGCUGCCAGUCCCAUCAUCCAGCAUAAACCAUUUGUUGUAGUGUGGAAUUUACCUACAAGCAGAUGUCAAGAGGAUUUUGGGAUCAGAUUACCUCUGGAAGUCUAUGGCAUUGUGGAGAACAAAGGCAAUGCGUUCCAGGGACAAAAUAUGACUAUUUUUUACAAAAACAAGUUUGGACUGUAUCCCUACAUCUCUCCACUAGAGGGGGACUGGCAUAAUGGGGGGAUCCCUCAGAAGGUUAAUCUGAAGAGACAUCUAGAGAAAGCCACUAAGGAAAUCACACAACUCUUGAACAAUGACUUCCAAGGUCUGGCAGUAGUAGACUGGGAGGAGUGGCGACCUCUCUGGAGACGAAACUGGGUGCCGAAAAUGGUUUAUAGGGAGGCCUCUAAACAAUGGGUGAGGAAAAGAUUUCGUGGACUCUCUCCUGAGGAGCAAACUCACUUAGCUAAGGUAGAGUUUGAAGAGGCCGCACGGGUGCUGAUGGAGGUUACUCUAGUUCUGGGAAAGAAGCUAAGGCCACAUGGUUUUUGGGGCUUCUACAGAUUUCCUGAUUGCUUCAACGACAAAUGGGGGAAAGUGGAGAACUAUACUGGCCAAUGUAAUCCGAAGGAGGUCAUGUGGAAUAAUCAGCUCAUGUGGUUGUGGAAGAUCUCCUCAGCCCUCUAUCCCAGUAUCUACCUUCCACUGAAAGUACCAACUUUGUACCGCCAGCAUUAUGUACAUCACCGUCUUGGAGAGGCAUUCCGUGUGGCACAGUUUGGCACAGAGCAUCUCCUUCCUGUGUUACCAUAUUCCAGGGUUUCCUACAGGCGUUCUUCAAAGUAUCUAACUGAGGCUGACCUGAUAAAUACAAUUGGAGAAAGUGCAGCACUUGGCAGUGCUGGGGUUGUACUCUGGGGCGACCUCUCCUACUCCCGGUCACUUGAGAGCUGCAAGAGUCUUCACCAUUAUAUCACUACCACACUGGGACCUUACAUCGCUAAUGUGACUGCAGCAGCAAACAGAUGUAGUCGCCAGCUAUGCCAUGGGAAUGGACGUUGUGUGAGAUGCGACCCCAGUGAAUUAGGAGCCUUUCUCCAUUUGGACCAUCAGCUACGGGAAGGGGACUUUGGGAUAACAGAUUUUCAAGACCAAAAUGUAUCAAUGCAAGAUCACUUUCAGUGUCAAUGCUAUCCAAAGUGGGCUGGCACCCACUGUGAGAGGCCACAGAGGAUAGAGCCCUUUGAGAUAGCAAAACCUAACCAAGCUUCACAUUAUAACAAUGUGUAUGAUGCAGUGGAUGAUGGUGACUGUGACUUGGGAUCAAAUAUCUGUCCUACCUCCAUUUACGGUAAAGAAACAGGAAGAUAACGAUUUCUCCAAAAGCAGCACUUUAUUGAGUAGGAAUCUUGAUAAGUUUUAUUCUAGGGAGUGAAUGUUUCCUGAUAACUUGAAGAGAAUAACAGAAUUCUUGAAUUAUGUUUGGACAAUUUGGAUAUCUUUCUUUUACCUCAUAUUUUCUCUCUCUUGUCCUUACUUACAUCUAAUCUUAGCACGAACAUGUUCCGGUAAUAGCUGUACCCUCUUGACAAUGUCUUAUUCUUGCCCCAGUUCCUAAGGGAGACAGGCUUAAGUCUUUUGCUGUACUUGUGUUAGAGUAAAUCUAGCAGGGAAUGUAUCUUAAUUCUACUUUUCUGACUAUACUAGACGUGAUGGAGAGAGGAUGGGGAAAUGAAUUGCCCAAUAAGACUGGCAUUCAGCCAGUUCAUAUUCUGUCUUUCCCCUUUAUAUCAUGACACAGAGUUGAUGGAUGUGUGGAUCUCUGUAUCACAUAUGCUCUGUCAUAAUUAUUUUUCUCUGUCUCUCUUUGACAAAAAGCAUACAAUUGUAUGCCAACAAAGUAGGUUGAAAGCACAUCAUCUCAGCCCAUUGUCAGGUUGUAUUUUUUUUAUUUUUCUCCCAAACUAUUUAUUGGGUUCACUUAAUAGAGCACCUCAUGCAAGACUCGGAGGCCUUUUGGUCAUCUCACCAAGUAGAGACGAUCAAAGUCCUCCAAGUCUUGCA
Thamnophis sirtalis is the source of this 2133-nucleotide messenger RNA. It is a transcript of the gene HYAL3, whose product is annotated as hyaluronidase 3. Gene Ontology annotation, molecular function: hyalurononglucosaminidase activity. NCBI's taxonomy places the organism in Eukaryota, Metazoa, Chordata, Lepidosauria, Squamata, Natricidae. Gene Ontology annotation, cellular component: acrosomal vesicle. The record is from RefSeq and is a predicted model, not a curated record. Gene Ontology annotation, biological process: carbohydrate metabolic process; hyaluronan catabolic process.